Messenger RNA from Drosophila persimilis, 2637 nucleotides. It is a transcript of the gene Rnp4F, whose product is annotated as RNA-binding protein 4F. Gene Ontology annotation, biological process: mRNA splicing, via spliceosome. The record is from RefSeq and is a predicted model, not a curated record. NCBI's taxonomy places the organism in Eukaryota, Metazoa, Arthropoda, Insecta, Diptera, Drosophilidae. Gene Ontology annotation, cellular component: cytoplasm; ASAP complex; nucleoplasm. Bases 45 to 2363 code for a protein of 772 amino acids. The transcript is spliced from 7 exons. Gene Ontology annotation, molecular function: RNA binding; protein binding.
AAGGCUGCAUAUAAAGCUAUCAUAAAAGAAAAGAAUUUGUUAAAAUGGAUAGUGAAGUACCUGAAGUGGCUCAAAAUGCCGGCGAUGUCAUCAAGACUCCCAACACCGUUGAACUGGUAAACUUAGCUCCCAUUGAAAUAAGCUCGGAAUCAGAUUCCGACACCGACUCCGAGUCGAUGAGCGAAUACCAGGAGCAGGAGCUGAAAGCAGAGUUUGACAAAUUUUCGAGUUAUAGUAACUUGACGUACCGCCAAGUGAUGCGGAUGAGCGAGAUAGCCUACAAACUGAACGAAUAUGAUUCGAUUAUGGAGGCUGCUGUGCAGUUCAAAAAGAUUGCCAUAAUGCCACCAGAAUUAUGGCGCAAAUACCUGCACGUCCGUCUCCUGGUGACCCAUUCUCCCGAUGAGCAUGUUGCAUUCCAGGAGGAUUGCGCCGAAGCCUUGAACUCCUAUUAUGAUGUCGAUUUGGCCAAUUUAAUAUGCAACUAUUUGCUUGGCCAGAAGAACUGCAGCAACAUCAAGCUGUGGUCGUCGCUGAUGUCCAAGUACUCUUUGGAGAAUCCCUUUUUUAUAGAAAAACUGCGAGAACUCUUGGCCUCUGCGCCAGAUGCAGACAAACAAGCAGAUGCUUUUAAAGCGGAGAUGGAAAGUCGCUGCAUGAACUGGAACUCUGAUGAAGAGAAGUGCACCGAGUUGGUUGAGCUUUUGGACCGAUACAAGAAAUGGCUGAGCCCCCUCAUACAGGAUCCGCGUGAGCCCGUCGACUGGGAGCGCUUAACCCCGGUCCACAUUCUCCAACUGGAGGAAAUCAAUAAUAUGGACUACACCGACGAGAUUCGUGAUUCUUUGGCCUGCGUGGUAUUUGAAAUAACCAUCUCGCAUUUUCCGCAAAUCGAACGAGUUUGGCUCGACUACAUAAACUUCACAAACAAGAGUGUCAAGCGACCCACUGGCGGGUACCAGAUCAGCAGCGCCCUGGAUCUGGCCAAACGCGCUGCGAUGAGCACAUACAGCAAGCUGGUGAACCACAAGCUCAUCCAUUUAAUGGAGACCGAAGGACACACCGUUCAGGAGGUGGAUAACGUGCUGAAGGGUAUCUUCCACAGACUGGCUGUCAACAUAAAGGCGACGGUGGAGCUGCAUUUGGACUACUUGGCGUUUAUGGUACGCCAGUGCGAUGUAUCGGACAGCGAUCAGUGCACACGCGUGCGUGAGAGAUUCGAUGGAGCCUGGAAUACACUCUCCGACUUGUACGGCGAGGAGGCCGACACCAGCUAUGAGGUGCUCCAGCUGUAUGCCCAAGUGGAGUAUGCCAAAUUUAAGAAUCCAGCACUGGGCUACAAAAUCUGGGAGUACAUCAUGUCUUUCGAUAAAAGUCAGCAGAGCGGUUACCUUUGGAUGACGUGGGCCCAAAUGGAGUCGCAGUUUAAUGGCGGUGUUCGUUGUCGCGAUGUUCUGAAUUUGGCCCUGAAGCAGCGUUUCCUGAAGGAUGGUAAUUUUGUUCUCGAACAAUAUCGUCGCUACGAGCGCUGCCAUGGGGACUACAAGUCCAUAACCACAUGCCAGAAGAUAAAACUGCCGGCAGAGCGCAACUAUGGCAUUCACAGAUACCAGCAGCAUGCCCGCGAGCAACUAAGAGAGAGAAAACCGUACAGGACGUCUCAGCCACCAUUGCGAGCCCAAGCAUCAGUACGUGCCACAGCAGCACCACGCGCCAAAGCAGCAGUGCCGCCACGCGCCACAACAGCAGCACCACGCGCCACAGCAGCACCUCGUGCCACAGCAGCACCACCAGUCUCAGGUCUCAAGUACUCAACGGAACUCGAAAAAACCAAACUGUUUGUUAAGAACAUACUGCCAAAUGCGACAACUGAAACUCUUAACGAACUCUUUGCCACCUGUGGCACGUUGAAGGAUGUUCGCAUAGUCCAGAAAAAGCUACCAAUCGGCAGCCGACAGUACAAGACACGCAAAAACAUUGCUUACAUUGAAUACGAGCAGGCUGAAUCAGCCCAGAAGGCUGUUGAACAAUUGAAUGGCCAUAAUCUGAACGGAUCUGUGCUAUCUGUUGCCAUUUCUGAUCCCCCACCAAAGACCUCGAACAUCACGACAGCCAAACGUCGUGUGGCCACAUCGCUAAUACCGAGUAUUGUGACCCGUGAGAUGCUGGCCACUAAGCGUCGCAAGGUGCUGUCGCUUGAUAACGAGGCAGAUGCGGCCACCAAGACAGAGGAUGUGGAUAUGAAAGAUGGGGACAAAGCCACAGCUAUAGCCCCAGCUACAAACCCAGAUUCCUGCAAUACACCAUUAACAUCGCCAGAGAAGCCCAAGUCCAACGAAGAUUUUCGUAAACUACUAGGCUGAAAAAUGAAACUAGAACUUUAAUUAGAAUUACUUUAAGUUUAAUUUGUUUUCUAGAACAGGCGCGUCUGUGACGAUUUUUUGUUUUCUUUUUUUUUUUUUCUAAUUGUAGGAGGGCAAGGAAACCUUCUCCGCGCCCGCACACCCGCCACACAAUUAUACGCCAUGCGUACGGACGUGCUUUAAUGUUGUUCCCCACCCACCAUUUCCGGCAUAUGCCGCACAGCAGUUUAUGAAUGAAACAAAGUAAAUAAAUGUACAAAAUGUGGAAUAGCAA